AUGGAGGGAGGCGGCAACCCGAGCGUGGGGCAGCGCCAGCUGGUGUGUCUGGCGAGGGCCCUCCUCAGGAACAAUAAGGUGCUCGCGCUGGACGAGGCCACGGUCAACGUCGACAGCGAGACGGACACGCUGAUGCAGCAGACGAUCCGUCACAACUUCAAGGGGUGCACCGUGCUGACGAUCGCCCACCGCCUCAACGAGCUGCUGCAGCUGUCGGCCGGCUUCCUGAUGGUGAUGGUGCACCGGACGGGGCCAGAAAUGGAGCAGCAGCUGCGGGCAGAGCCCAAAGGGACGUACCUGAAAUCUCAACCGGAAGAAGACUCCUUGCGUUUGUGA
This is a messenger RNA of Schistocerca nitens (vagrant locust), 336 nucleotides long. Its product is annotated as ATP-binding cassette sub-family C member 12-like. Gene Ontology annotation, cellular component: membrane. The record is from RefSeq and is a predicted model, not a curated record. The transcript has 2 exons. Gene Ontology annotation, molecular function: ATP hydrolysis activity; ATPase-coupled transmembrane transporter activity; ATP binding. Lineage: Eukaryota; Metazoa; Arthropoda; Insecta; Orthoptera; Acrididae. Gene Ontology annotation, biological process: transmembrane transport. Bases 1 to 336 code for a protein of 111 amino acids.